AUGACAUCGAAGCCAACAUCAAGAUGGGGCUUCAUACAGCAAGCCGUUGCUUCAGUCGAGUCAAAACUAGACAACAUCCUGGCAGAAGAAAAUGACCCCCUGAAGAGGAGCACUACUCCGGCGCAAUCAUCGCGGGACACCGCGUCUUCAAAAAGAAUCUCCUCCGAACUAUCACGGAGUAGCAGCAAUGCCUCGACCUCCAAUGACAGACUUCAAGAACGGCUUGCGCGCGCGAUGGCAAAGAAGAAUGCCAGCCGCUCAGAAACUCCAGCUAUUGUCGUGGACCAGUCACCAACACGGGCUCUAGGAGAUCAACCGUCUGUAACAGAUUCUGAUAACGCUAGGACUAGCGGCGACUCCGGUGUCGAAGGGUCACACACGCUAUCGCUGUCGAGGACUUCGGAGGAGGUGCCACUGAGUUCACAUACUGAAGAGACAAUCUCCGUGGAGGAUGACGCAAAGGACCUUGGACCCGAUGACUCGAUGUCCACUCCUCUUGUGGCGGAGCAUCAUGUGUCUGCGAGAACUCCUGCCGAUGUCACGGGAGAGAGCAAGACAAUCGUGGAGAGAGUGUCCCAAGAAGUCCAGAGGAAAAGUGACGAUGCUCCUAUGCAACUCCAGACCGAAGAGACCAAGAAAGUUGGAGAAGAGACCAGCGUAUAUCUUGAAAAGAUCGAUGCUCUCCAGUCAAAAAUCCAAUACUUGAGCAGAGAAGCGGCUCUCUCGGCCAAGCAAGCUGCCACUUCUGCAGACGCUGGUAGCGUAGAAAAGCAACUUGCUGAGAAGGACGAGAAAAUUGCACUGCUUAUUGAAGAAGGGACCAAGUUAUCAAAAUCGGAAAUGACAUAUUUGACUGCUGUCAAGAGACUGAAAGCCCAAAUGGCAGCCAAAAGUAAAGAACAGGAAGCGGUGAGACUACGUGCAGAAAAGGCUGAACGCUCUCUGAGGGCAAUGGAGGAAAGGGCAAGCAAGGCCGAAGCGGCGGGCAAGCGGGCCGAACAACAGCUCGCCACAAGUCUGAAAGUCGCAAGCGACCUGGAAGCCAUAAGAAGGGAGAGAGACGCACUCCAUGCAACCUUGGUCGAAAUGAAAUCACAGCUAUCGAAGGCAAAUUCACGGGCGGAAGCUGCAGAGACCAAGGCCCAGUCAGAUCAAUUGGAGAAGGAACGGAAACGGAUUGCGGAGUUGGAAGAUGAUUUGACCAGUUCUAAGGUCGAAAAGGAACUAUCCGAGGACAAGUUGCGUAGGGAGAUCAAAGAGUUACAGGCCGCCCUGGAGAAGGAAAAAGAACAAGCUCGUAUCAUGGAAAGCGACAUGCUCAGCGAACAAGCGGCGCUAGAGAGCAAGCUGGAAGCGUUCCGUGUCCGAGCAGAAGAGGCUGCUUCCACAGACCAUGAUCAUUUGCAAGCGAAACUGUUGCGCCAAAUUGAGACGCUCCAAAGCCAGUAUGCUUCGGCGAGUCAAAAUUGGCAAGGCAUCGAGAGUACUUUGCUGGGCAGAAUCACCAACCUUGAGAAGGAAAGAGACGAAGUCGCAGCGAGGGACGCGGACCUGCGAAAGAAACUGCGGGAUGCCACUCUCAAAUUGAAAAGCGCCGAGAGAGAACUGGAGAGCAUGCAGACCGCGUACGCCGACAUGGAGAGGAACUUGACAGAGGCGACUGAAGAACUGGAAAAGAUGGGUCAAAGAACUCGUCAACUCGAAACAGACCUGACCACUGCUAUCAAAGAUUUGAAGGAAUAUAAGACGAACACGGCACGCGAAGUGCAACGCAAGAUCGAAGAAGAGAAAGCAAGAUGGACCGCAGCUUUGCACAUCCAGCGCACCGAGUCUCCUGCAACCUCGAUGCGUAAGAGUUCGAGUAUGGCGACGGAUAUUAAUCUUUUGCUGAGCCCAGUCCAGUUGGACCGCCCUAGCAGUCGAAGAUCUUCCGCAAUGCCAGCCAUGGACUCGAAUACUCCCCCUCGCCAGCAGUCAACUACGUUGUUCAGGGGCCUCAGUAACGGAUCCCUUGCUGAGACGCCAUCUGUGGUGACCUCAAUGGACCAGGACGAAUAUUUUGCCAAUGUCCCACCCACACCUCUAUCAGCAAGUCACCACUCUCAUCGUGGCGUGAACGACUUGAUCUCGGCCUCCACAGUCGGAGCGGGUCCUUCAGUUCAACUGGUCGAACGAAUGUCCGCCAAUGUUCGUCGACUUGAGAGCGAAAAAGCCGCUUCGAAGGACGAGCUGCUCCGGAUUAGCACCCAGCGCGACGAAGCCAGACAAGAGGUGGUAAAUCUGAUGCGGGAGGUUGAGGAGAAGCGAAAAGUCGAGGCUCGGCUGGACGCCUUGGAGAAGGAAUACCAGAGCUUGAAUGAACGGCACCAGACCACCCUUGAAUUGCUCGGCGAGAAAAGCGAGCAAGUGGAGGAGCUCAAGGCGGACAUUCUGGAUGUGAAGCAGAUGUACCGGCAAUUGGCCGACACCAUGAAAUAA
Molecule: messenger RNA, 2478 nt
Organism: Capronia coronata CBS 617.96
Lineage: Eukaryota; Fungi; Ascomycota; Eurotiomycetes; Chaetothyriales; Herpotrichiellaceae
Exons: 2
Coding region: 1-2478 (825 amino acids)
Cellular component (GO): endoplasmic reticulum; Golgi apparatus
Source: RefSeq, a predicted model, not a curated record